UGAAGAUGAUGAAGAUAAUGAAGAUGAUGAUGACGAAGAGGAAGAGGAGGGCCGAGGCUGAAGGCUCUGCCGGGAGGUUGGGGGCAGUGGAUGACGCUGACAGCGAUGAUGAUGACGACGAUGAUGGUGAAGAUGAAGAUGACGAAGAUGAAGACGAUGAUGAGGAUGAAGAUGAUGGAAGCGAUGACGAAGAGGAAGAGGAAGGCCGAGGCCGAAGGCUCUGCCAGGAGGUUGGGGGCGUUUGGUGAUGCUGAUGAUGAAGAUGAUGGAGAUGGUGACGACGACGAUGAUAACGAAGAUGACGAUGAUGAAGGUGAAGAUGAUGACGGUGAUGAAGAUGAUGCUGAUGAAGAUGACGACAAUGGUGAUGAAGAUGGUGAUGAUGAUGAAGGUGAAGACGACGACGACGACGAAGAUGAAGGCGACGAUGAUGAAGGUGACAAUGAAAAUGAUGGCGAUGAAGGUGACGGUGAUGAAGAUGAUGACGAUGACAAUGAUGAUGAAGAUGACGAUGAUGAAGGUGAAGAUGCUGAUGCUGAUGACAAUAGUGGGGAUGAUGAAGGUGAAGACAACGAUGAUGAAGAUGAUGAUGGUGAUGAGGAUAAUGAAGAUGGUGCUGGUGAAGAUGAUGGCAAUGACGAAGAUGACAAAGAUGAAGAUGAAGACGACAAUAACGAAGAUGACGAUGAUGAAGGUGAAGAUGAUGACGAUGAUGAAGAUGACGAUGACGAUGAUGAAGAUGAAGAUGGAGAUGAAGACGACAAUAAUGAAGAUAACGAUGAUGAAGGUGAAGAUGAUAACGAUGACGAUGAUGAAGAUGAAGAUGGAGAU
Molecule: messenger RNA, 831 nt
Organism: Phasianus colchicus (ring-necked pheasant)
Lineage: Eukaryota; Metazoa; Chordata; Aves; Galliformes; Phasianidae
Source: RefSeq, a predicted model, not a curated record